Messenger RNA from Suricata suricatta (meerkat), 930 nucleotides. Its product is annotated as olfactory receptor 7C1-like. Bases 1 to 930 code for a protein of 309 amino acids. Gene Ontology annotation, biological process: G protein-coupled receptor signaling pathway. The transcript has a single exon. Gene Ontology annotation, molecular function: G protein-coupled receptor activity; olfactory receptor activity. Lineage: Eukaryota; Metazoa; Chordata; Mammalia; Carnivora; Herpestidae. The record is from RefSeq and is a predicted model, not a curated record. Gene Ontology annotation, cellular component: membrane.
AUGGAGCCAAGAAACCACUCAAGGCUUCCAGUCUUUCUCCUCCUGGGACUUUCUGAGAAGCCAGAGAUCCAGUUUGGUCUCCUGGGGCUGUUUCUGUCUUUGUACCUGGUCACUGUCUCAGGGAACCUGCUCAUCAUCUUGGCCAUCAUCUCAGACGCCCAUCUCCACACACCCAUGUACUUCUUCCUCUCCAACCUGUCCUUUUCUGACAUCUGCUUCACCUCCACUACCAUCCCAAAGAUGCUGUGGAACAUCCAGACUCGGAGCAGAGUGAUCACCUACGCAGGUUGCAUCAGCCAGAUGUAUUUUUUCACAGUUUUUGGGCUUUUGGACAACUUACUCCUGACUGCCAUGGCCUAUGACCGCUUUGUGGCUGUCUGUCAUCCCCUGCACUACACGGCCGUCAUGAACCCCCGGCUCUGCGCCCAGUUACUCGCCCUGACCUGGCUCAUCAGUGUUCUGGGGGCCCUCCCUGAGAGUUUAACCAUGCUGCGGCUCUCUUUCUGCGCAUUGAUUGAAAUCCCGCACUAUUUCUGUGAACUCCCCGAGGUCCUGCAACUCGCCUGCUCCGACACCUUCAUCAAUAAUGUCAUGUUAUAUAUUGUGACCGGCACGAUGGGUUUUCUCCCCCUUGCUGGGAUCCUUUUCUCUUAUUCCCGAAUUGUCUCUUCUGUGCUGAGGAUCUCUGCAGCGGGAGGAAAGUAUAAAGCAUUCUCCACCUGUGGGUCUCACCUCUCAGUGGUGUCCUUGUUCUAUGGCACCUGCCUGGGGGUCUACCUCAGCUCCACCUGGACACAGACAGGGAUGUUCGCCUCCGUCCUGUACACCGUGGUCACACCCAUGAUGAACCCCUUCAUCUACAGCCUGAGGAACAGGGACAUGAAGCGAGCCCUGAGAAAGCUUCUCUGUGGCAUGUUGUCCUCCCAGUGA